UACUAAUAUAAGACGUGUAUUAUAUAAAAAGAUUACAAAGUUUACAGAAAAUGCAGAAGAUGCAAUGAAUAUAAUUUCUUAUUUAAACAUAAAACAAAAACAACCAGGAGUAUUUUCUUUUAUACUUCCUUUGCAAACAAAACAGUAUAAUUUCAAAAACAACAUUGAAACUAUAUUAAAUUCUGACAUAAAAUCAGAUUUAAGCAAUAUUACUGUUGAAAGGGAUAUAUUAUCUUUCAAUGUAUUAAGAGAAGAUUACAUUAAGCAGCUUCUCGAAAGCAAUUACCACAAAGUUGAUUCUUCGAUGCUUAUUGAUUACAGUAAAAAUGUAAUAGUUGAAUUUAGUUCACCGAAUAUUGCAAAACCAUUUCAUUUAGGACAUUUACGUUCAACUAUUAUAGGAAACUAUAUUGCCAAUAUAAAUAGUUAUUUGGGUAAUAAUGUGAAGAGAAUAAAUUAUUUAGGUGAUUGGGGUACUCAAUAUGGCUUUACUCAGGUUGGUAUAGAAAUGUCUAAUUUUGAUAACAAGAACAUACAAAAUGACGCCAUAAAAAGUUUGUACAAUGCUUACGUACUUGCCAAUAAAUCGGCUGAAAAUGAUAUUAGUAUUUCUAAUAAAGCUAGACAAAUCUUUAGACAGUUAGAAACUGGAGAAAGUACUGCAUACAAAGAAUGGGAAUUAUUUAGAAAAUAUACAAUUAAGGAUUUAAAAAAAACUUACGGAAGAAUAGGUAUUACUUUUGAUGAAUAUCAUUGGGAAUCUAUGUACAGAAUAACUAAUCUAAAAGAAGUAAUAUCGUUAAUGGAAAAUAUGAAUUUAUUGGAAUACGAUAAAGAAAAUAGAAAAGUAAUACGAUUAGAUGUAGAUAAAGUUAUACCUAUUAUUAAAAGUGAUGGAACGUCAUUGUAUUUAACGAGAGAUGUGGGAGCAGCUAUCGACAGGUAUAAAAAAUAUAAAUUUGAUAUGAUGUAUUAUGUCGUUGACCAAACACAAAGUAAACAUUUUACAAAUCUAAUAGAAAUAUUACAUAAAAUGAAUAUGUCUUGGGCAGAGAAAUUAAAACAUAUAAGAUAUGGACGUGUAAUUGGUAUGAGUACUAGAAAAGGUACAGCUAUAUUUUUACAUGAUAUUUUAAAUGAAAUUAAAGAUGUUGCGAGAGAAAAGCAAAUUCAAUCUCCCACAACUAAAGUUUCUUUGGAUUUGUCCGAUAACAGUUCAGAUAUAUUAGGAAUUUCUGCUGUAAUAAUUAAUGAUCUAAAACAAAGGAGGCAACGAGAUUAUACAUUCAAUUGGGAUACAGCAUUUAACAUAAAAGGAGAUACUGGUGUAAAACUGCAGUAUGUCCAUUGUCGACUUUGUAGCUUAGAAAAAAACUCUGGUGUUACUCUUCCAACUGAAUGCUAUCCGUCAGUUUUAAAAGAACCAGUAGUGGAUGACUUGAUAUGUAUAAUUAGUAACUUUGAAAAUAUAGUAUUAAGAUCUUAUCAAGAUUUAGAACCAUGUAUUUUAGUCGGUUAUCUUUUUAAACUGAGCUAUACUAUCAACAAAGCUUUUGAGACAUUGCAAGUUAAAGGUGAAACCGCAGAUAUUAGCAAUCAAAGACUACUUCUUUUCCAUGUAGCAAAAAACGUCCUUGCACAAGGGAUGAAGUUACUUGGUUUAACACCUCUAAGCAAAAUGUAAAAUGAAGCUUAUCGCAAGAUAUCAAAUGUAUUAUAAAUACUGUGAAAAGAGAUUAGAAGUUCUUUUUUAUCUAAUAUUUAUAAAUGUUCUCAUUUGAUGAAUAUAUACCAACUGUUGUAUCUGAUAUACAUUAAUAUUCAAAU
This is a messenger RNA of Polistes dominula (European paper wasp), 1827 nucleotides long. RefSeq names its product arginyl-tRNA synthetase, mitochondrial (gene ArgRS-m). Gene Ontology annotation, molecular function: arginine-tRNA ligase activity; ATP binding. NCBI's taxonomy places the organism in Eukaryota, Metazoa, Arthropoda, Insecta, Hymenoptera, Vespidae. The record is from RefSeq and is a predicted model, not a curated record. Gene Ontology annotation, cellular component: mitochondrion. Gene Ontology annotation, biological process: arginyl-tRNA aminoacylation; mitochondrial translation.